Molecule: messenger RNA, 1452 nt
Organism: Arthroderma uncinatum
Lineage: Eukaryota; Fungi; Ascomycota; Eurotiomycetes; Onygenales; Arthrodermataceae
Exons: 1
Coding region: 1-1452 (483 amino acids)
Biological process (GO): transmembrane transport
Cellular component (GO): fungal-type vacuole membrane
Molecular function (GO): transmembrane transporter activity
Source: RefSeq, a predicted model, not a curated record
AUGGGACAUGCUGCAGACUCCUCCUUGGAGGAGAAAGACGCACACGACCUCGAAAAGGGGCCAGCGGCCACACCUCUCUCAUCCGAGGUAGAAGAUAAUGGCUCCCAGCCUACAUCUGGCUCAUCUUCUGACCAUGAAACCAACGAUAUCUCACAAAUCUCCAAAGUACCUACCAAUCGCAUAGAAAAAAUCGGCGUUCUCGAGAAAACCCUCUCGCUCGUACGAACACGAGAGUCCGGCAUCGAUCCUGGCCCUCCCCCAGAUGGCGGCUACCAGGCCUGGCUCCAAGUCGCUCUUGCCCAUCUUGUAAUCUUCAAUACAUGGGGGUACAUCAACGGAUUCGGGGUCUUCCAGUCAUAUUACACAGAGGCCUUGCAUCGCUCGCCCUCUGAUAUCUCCUGGAUAGGCGGCACACAGAUUUUUCUUCUUUUCUUCAUUGGGACAUUCUCUGGUCGAGCGACAGAUGCAGGGUACUUCAAGGCCAUCUGGUCCACUGGCGCUCUAAUAAUCAUCUUUGCAAUCUUCAUGACUUCUCUUUGCACAACGUACUGGCAAACCUUUCUUGCCCAGGGCAUUUGCAUGGGUAUAGGCAGCGGUCUCGUCUUUUGCCCUACCGUCGCCCUCCUAACAACUUACUUCGCCUCUCGUCGGUCCCUAGCAAUUGCUAUCACUGCAUCCGGGAGCGCAACUGGAGGUAUGGUCUUCCCUGUCGUUGUGCAGCAGCUGCUCCCAAAAAUCGGGUUCGGAUGGACGAUGCGGGUCAUCGGCCUCAUAACUGCUGUAACAUUGGCUCCUGGCUUUUUCUUCCUUCGUCAACGCAUCCCGCCCCGUCGUACUGGCCCUUUCUUUGAACUCGAGGCUUUCCGCGAACCUACGUACUCACUGUACGCAAUUGGCAUGUUCCUCAACUUCUGGGCAUUGUACAUCGCCUUCUUCUAUAUCGGCAGUUUCAGCCGCAAUGUGAUUGGCUUAUCGGAGUCCAACUCCAUAAACCUGAUUCUGAUAAUCAACGCGGUGGGGAUAAUAGGUCGACUGAUACCGUGUUAUAUUUCAGACUGGAGGUCUGGUCCGUUCAACGCCCUUGUUCCAUGCAUGGUUGUCGCAGCAAUAGCAUUAUUUGCGUGGAUAGGCGUGAGGGGAGAACCCAGCUUAUACGCCUUUUCCAUCAUUUAUGGGUUCUUCGCAGCGGGUAUACAGGCGUUGUUCCCCUCUGCCCUAUCAAGUCUCACAACCGAUCUGAAGAAAAGCGGCAUCAGGUUUGGGAUGACACUGAGCAUCGUCAGCUUUUCAUCUUUGACCGGCUCAUCCAUCGCAGGCGCGUUGAUAGAGUUGAGAGGCGGCGACUAUCUGUACGCGCAGCUCUUUGCAGGUGUAUCCAUGACCCUUGGCUUGGCUAUCUUGAUCCUAUCCCGGUCGAAGGCUGUUGGAUGGAAUCUCAUGGUAAGAGUAUGA